CGCCCCGUCCAGGCCCCCCCCGCACAGCCGUGAUCCGGCCGCGGCUCCGGCAGGGUCCCUCGGCCCGGUCACCGUGGGAAGCAGGCCCUUGGUUCUCAGAGUGCGAUGUGCGCGGCUCUCCCUGUGGCUUGCCCACACACCAGCUUGACCCUGGCAGUGACCACGGCAAUAGCACUGGCCCAGCUGCUGCAGACAUGGAAGGCAAGGCUGAGGCAGAGACAACGCUCCUCUGAUUUUCAAGGUGAUAACUGGGUUACAUACAAGAGUGCAGCUGCAAAUACUGCAAAACAACAAUAUUUCAGUAUCUUUACUAAUAAUUCUGUGUCCUGAAUGCCCGGCCCCGCUCCCUACAAGAUGGCCGCCACCGCUGAGAAGACGGCCGGGGGAGGGGUUGGGAGCGGGGCGGGGCGCGAUCGCGGGGCUACCGGGGAAGAGGGAGAGGCGAGGAGCGGGGUGUCAGCAACAUGGGGGAGCAGAUUUGGGGCAGCGACAGCGACGAGACCGUGGUGGAGGGCUCGGUGGCGGAGAGCGAUGUGGAGGAAGAGGAGUUCCGCAGGAGGAGAUGGAGUUUCCUCUCCGGAAAUCCAUUUUAUGCAUAUAGCUCACGAUCAUAUGUAUGGACUAAAGUUAAAACAGAUACGUCAAGAGAGAUAUGCACCUGACCAGUCUCAGUCUCUACUGCAGGGCUGGAUAAACUAUCCAUUGCUUACUGAAAAUAUUUCUAAACCUGCUUUCUCACUAAAUUCUGCAGUAGAGGGACAGCAAAAUAAUUCUUUAGAUACCAACGUGAUUGGAUUUCAGAGAGAUUCAGAAGGAAAGAUUUCACAGAAAAUAAGUUAUGAAGGUCUCUCUCCAGUAACAAGCCUGCAUCCAGAUGCCUUUCUGGAGGAGAUAAUAGCAGUUCCAAAGGAACAGACACCGCAAGAUUUAUUUCCACAUGUUUUAGAAGAUUGCCAGAGAACCUGCAUGACUGUGAUUGACACAGAUAACAGUGUAAAAGAACAAUCCUGUAAUAAUGAUACAGAUCUUUCAUUGGCAACCCUAGGAAAUAUUUUCAUGGAACCACUAGUGUUCACUGAACAGAGCAUAGAGACUGCCGAACUUGAAGUCAGUGAUUUGUUGAGACCUCUCAGUGAUUCUGAGAGUCCUAAAACGAUAAACCAAUUGCAUGACAUAUUAGACUAUCAGGGUCAUGUCUUUUCCAGUGAUAUAUCAGCAGAUGAGAACAGUGAUGCCCUUCCAGUAGAGCUUGUGACAGCUCUGAAUUCCUUGUCAGGAUCUGUAAUACAGUCUGACAGUCCUGUAGUGCCAAGCAAGAGACAGCGUACCACUGAGGAAGAGCAGUUAAAUUCAGAAUCCAGUACUCCCCAGCAAGAUGAUGACUGUACACAAAUAACAAACCUGUUUGAGCCUCAGCUUCCUACAAUUCACGAAGGAGAAAUAAAAGCCUUAACAGGAUCUAACUUGCAGAGGACAACAAAUGAGCAACUUGCGGGUGAUCAGCAGAAAGGGAAAGAAGCAAUUUCAGAUUAUUGGAGUGCCAUCUCUAAUGAAAAACAAAAUGAGGAGGGAAGUUUGCAUUCAGUGGAGGCUGUUGUAUGUGCAGAAACCAAUAAAACAGCAUCAGGGAGAACAAUGCAGCUAGAAGAGACCUCCUCAAUAAAGUGCAGAGAUAGUAUUUCCUGUCAUCACCAAGCACUGGAAGAGACACAGCAGAGUAUGUCUCACAAUCACAGUGCAACAAGAAACAAAACCAAGGAUUUUAGUAAAAUUCUGAAACCUGCUUCUAAAGACAAGGAAGAUCUAGAAACCAACAUGUACCAAGAAGUAACUCCAAAUGAGGAUAGAAACGCUGAGCAGAUAAGGAGAAGCAAAAGAAUCAAAGAUAAAAUGAGACUAGAAGCCUAUUUUGUAAAUCCUUGUUGCCCCAUAUCACUUUCAAGAAUAAAUAGGAGGAAUAUUUUUGGUGAGACCUUACUUCAUAGAGCUGUUGCUGAAGAAGAUAUAGACCUCGUACGUAACAUAAUAAAAUCUGGUGCAAAUGUAAAUGCUCAGGAUUAUGCUGGCUGGACUGCACUACAUGAAGCAAGUGUACAAGGCUGUUAUAGGAUAGCAAAUGAGCUUUUGAAAGCAGGAGCUGAUGUUAAUGCUAGAGGAAGUGAACAAAUAACACCGUUGCAAGAUGCAGUUAAGGAAGGCCAUUAUGAGGUGGCAGCAUUAUUGCUUUGGUAUGGAGCUGAUCCCUUAUUAAAAAAUGAGGGGGGGAGAUGUGCAUUAGAAGAAGCUUCUGACCAAUCUAUGAAGAGACUGCUUAAAAGCUAUUUAGUGAAAUCCAGAAGACAUUCGGUAUCAGGUGGAGAUGAUGCAGAGAAUACAUUAAGUGCUCAAAGCGUAGAUGAUACAAACCUGCACCAGAUUUCCUUACAGACAGAUGAGUCUGUACCAGCACGUGCAAAUCUUACUGGUACAGGGAGUGCAGACAUAUUGCAACAGACAACCGUAAAUGAGGUGCAAAACAUUCAUAUCAAUAUAUUGGAUGGUGGAACCAGCUGCAUUGAACAGACACCUCAAACAAAUACAGAAGCAAUCUUAGCACGUGAGCUUUCAGCAGCUACUAGUGGAGAAAGUGUUUCUAGAAGUCUUUCUAAUUCUACUGGUGGUGCACUAAGUACCAUUGAAGAAAAGGCUCCACAACCAGAGAAAGGAUGGAGGAUCCCGCUUAAUGCAGAACAAAGUGCUGAAGGCUGUCACACUGAAGCAACUGAAAAUGCUAGUACUAUAGAGAUCCAGUUUACAGCUUUACAACUCCAUGAAAAGGAAGCACAUCAAAUUAAACAUAAGAGACAGGACCUUCAGGAGACCAACUCAAAAUCAGAUGAAGGAGGGUUUGCUGGAAUGAAUGGAAUAGAAGGCACUGAAGAAAAUGAAGAAGGAAGUAGAAAAAGCAAUGUGUUCUCACAGUUUACUGAAGCAGAAGAAAUCCAAACUAAAAGAAUGAGAUUAGACCUACAGGAGACAAGCCAAAAGAGAGGCUUGUGUUCUAGUAGCAGUAAAUACAAGCUUUCAUCUAAUCAAUCACAAUUCAGUCAAGCAUCAGAACAGCAAACAUCUCAGAAAUCAGGUGGAUCAAAGAAGAAAAAGAGAAAUGCAAAAGGAGAAACUAAGCUGCAUAUUGCUGCUAGGAGAGGAAAUUUGUCUUUGGUGAAAACUCUGAUAUCAUCUGGGAUCUGUGUCAAUGAGCAGGACAAUGCAGGUUGGACAGCGAUUCAUGAAGCUUCCAAUGGUGGUUGUACUGAAGUGAUCUUAGAAUUACUGAAAGCUGGUGCUAAUGUUAACAGCAGAAGCAUGGAUGGUGUGUUGCCCAUACAUGAUGCUGUUUCUGGCAAUUAUUUGGAGGCAGCCAGGAUUCUACUAGAGCAUGGAGCAAAUCCCUGUGAGAGAGACAGUUCUGGGAAAAGUGCUUUGGAUGAAGCUUGUGAUGAUGAAAUGAAAGAACUGCUUAAGUCUUAUGGUGCUGUUGACUCUGUACUUCCUGUUGAAACUAUUGAGGUUACAGAGAGGAGUUAUCUUAGGUCAAGAAGAGCAAAAAGUUGUUUUGAGUGCUGCAAAAAUGAUGAUGCAGCUUUGAAGCCACAAUGUGAGAAAUCCUGUGUGGAGUCUGUUGUAGCCAUACAAGAUACCAAAAAGAAGCAGAAAGAACUGUUGCUAUUUGAAUUGAGAACUUCCAAAGAUGCAGAUAUGUAUGUCCAAAGGCUGUGUCAGAUACAAAAUACUUUGAAUGAAAUGUUUGCAAAACAGAAAACAGAAAGGGAUGCCCUUGCUAAAAAAUACAGGUACGUGGAAUAUAAGGUUUGUAUUUACAGGAAUUCUUUAAAGCAGAUGUAAUUAGAAGUAUACAGUAGUGUGAAAGCAAAAAUAGGUGCUCUUCAUUCAGAUUUUGCUGAAUUUUUAUCAAUAUUGGUUUCAGUUACUUCCAGUAAGAGGUAAAUUACACAGAAUAUGUAAAU
Messenger RNA from Cygnus olor (mute swan), 4007 nucleotides. Its product is annotated as ankyrin repeat domain-containing protein 31-like. The record is from RefSeq and is a predicted model, not a curated record. The transcript has 21 exons. Bases 331 to 3885 code for a protein of 1184 amino acids. Gene Ontology annotation, molecular function: protein binding. Lineage: Eukaryota; Metazoa; Chordata; Aves; Anseriformes; Anatidae.